UGCUGUCUCCGCGAUGGACGCGCCGCCUGGCGCCUGGCCCCGCGGGCCUCGCGACCGCCUUGGCGCGCCGUCCUCGGGGUCGCGGGCUCCAGCGACGCCCUGGGCGCGCUUCUCGGCCUGGCUGGAGUGCGUGUGCGUGGUCACCUUCGACCUGGAGCUGGGACAGGCGCUGGAGCUGGUGUACCCCAGUGACUCCCGGCUCACGGACAAGGAGAAAAGCAGCAUCUGCUACCUGUCCUUUCCCGACUCCCACUCAGGCUGCCUCGGGGACACGCAGUUCAGCUUCCGAAUUCGUCAAUGUGGAGGGCGGAGGAGCCCCCGGCCCCCCGACGACAGGCACUAUGACAGCGAGGCCCCCGUGUCACUGCAGAGGGAGUCCGCGCACUACUUUGGCUACGUGUACUUCAGGCAGGUGAAGGACAGCUCCGUGAAGAGGGGCUACUUCCAGAAGUCUCUGGUGCUGGUGUCCCGCCUGCCCUUCAUCCGGCUGUUCCAGGCGCUGCUGAGCCUGAUCGCCCCCGAGUACUUUGACAAGCUGGCGCCCUGCCUGGAAGCAGUGUGCGGUGAGAUUGACCAGUGGCCGGCCCCGGUGCCUGGGCAGACCCUGAACCUGCCAGUCGUGGGCGUCGUCCUGCAGGUACACAUCCCAUCGAGGGUGGACAAGCCUGAAUCCAGUCCUCUGCAGCAGUGUGGCCAAGAGAACCUGCUGCCGGCCCCGCUGGUGCUCACCAGUGUCCACGAGCUGGACCUGUGCAGGUGCUUGCAGCCUGUGCUGACCCACGUGCAGACGCUGUGGGAGCUCAUGCUCCUCGGGGAGCCCCUGGUGGUGCUGGCGCCCUCGCCCGCCGUGUCCUCUGAGAUGGUGCUGGCCUUGACCAGCUGCCUGCAGCCCCUCAAGUUCUGCUGCGACUAUCGCCCCUACUUCACCAUCCACGACAGCGAGUUCAAGGAGUUCACUACCCGCACGCAGGCCCCACCUAACGUGGUCCUGGGGGUCACAAACCCUUUCUUCAUCAAAACACUCCAGCACUGGCCCCACAUCCUCCGCGUCGGGGAGCCCAGGAUGUCAGGGGGCCUUCCUAAGCAGGUCAAGCUGAAAAAGCCCUCGAGGCUGAAAACGCUCGACACCAAACCAGGCCUCUACACCACCUACACGGCGCACCUGCGCCGGGACAAGGCCCUGCUCCGACGGCUGCUCCGGGGCCUGCAGAAGAAGCGGCCCGCAGGGGUGCUGACCGCGCUGCUGAGGCGGCACCUCCUGGAGCUCACGCAGAGCUUCAUCAUCCCCCUGGAGCACUACAUGGCCAGCCUCAUGCCCCUGCGGAAGAGCAUCACGCCCUGGAAGACCCCUCCCCAGGUCCGCCCCUUCCACCAGGAGGACUUCCUGUGCAGCCUGGAACAGGCGGGGCCCCAGCUCACCUGCAUCCUCAAGGGCGACUGGUUGGGUCUCUACAGGCGGUUCUUCAAGUCCCCCCACUUUGACGGCUGGUACCGGCAGCGUCGCAAGGAGAUGGCCCGUCAAUUGGAGGCCCUGCACCUGGAGGCCAUUUGUGAGGCGAACAUCGAGACCUGGAUGAAGGGCAAGUCCGAGGUGGAGGUCGUGGACCUGGUCCUGAAACUUCAGGAGAAGCUGGUGCGGGCACAGGGCCACCGGCUCCCGGUGACGGAGGAGACGCUGCAGCAGGCCCGGCUGUACCUCGAGACGGCCAUCGGCUCCCUGCCCCAGGGCCUGCAGGCCGCCCUGUGCCCUCCCUAGGACCGGCCAGAGGUGUGGUCAGGGGCUUCGUGCCCGCGGGGCCCGGGUCUGGCUGAGCUUCCUUCUCUCCAGCGAGGGCUGCCCACCCAAGCAUGAGCGCCGACCAGGCUCCCUGCGGCUCCCCGGUCCUGGCCCCUGCCCAGCACCUCCAUCCCAGCAGUAAAGUGGGCAUUUGGAGCCUCAGCCUAGGCCCUGCCUGUUGACGGAUCAUGUGUUGGCUAGAGCCUCCCCUCCCCCUGGGCCCCACCUGCCCUCUGCAGGGCUGCCGGCGGGGGGGCGGGGCUGGCGGUGAGCCCUUGCUGCUUUGGGCCUGGGGCCAUGCCCCCGCCAGGCACCCAUCUGCCGAGUCCUGGAAGGCCCCAUGCAAGGCCCAUGCGUUGCAUUUGAUGUGUCCUUCAGCCCCACCAGGCUGCCCAGCCCAGGACAGGAAAAGGCAGCUGACAGGCAGGCCCCUCUCCUCACAGGGCCCACCCACCCACUUGCCUGGGACUGGGGGGGCCUCACCAACUGUCCUUGGCUUGGGAGGGAUGAGGAGCUUGGCCUCGUGAUUGCUGGUUUCUUGAGAGGCCACUAGGGGGCAGUGUGGGACCCAGCCAUGGGCUCCCCACCCUCCAGGAAUUGUCCCAGGUCUUGUCCCUGGA
Messenger RNA from Eptesicus fuscus (big brown bat), 2397 nucleotides. It is a transcript of the gene DENND6B, whose product is annotated as DENN domain containing 6B. The transcript is spliced from 19 exons. The coding region runs from base 14 to 1756 and encodes 580 amino acids. Gene Ontology annotation, molecular function: guanyl-nucleotide exchange factor activity. NCBI's taxonomy places the organism in Eukaryota, Metazoa, Chordata, Mammalia, Chiroptera, Vespertilionidae. The record is from RefSeq and is a predicted model, not a curated record. Gene Ontology annotation, cellular component: recycling endosome.